This is a messenger RNA of Adineta steineri, 1566 nucleotides long. The record is from the annotation of a GenBank genome assembly. Lineage: Eukaryota; Metazoa; Rotifera; Eurotatoria; Adinetida; Adinetidae.
AUGAACAUAUAUGAUUUACCUGAUGAAAUUUUACUUAUUAUUCUUCAAAAAUUGGAUAUGAUUGAUGUAUUUUAUUCAUGUAUUAAGGUUAAUCGACGAUUUAAUCGAUUAAUACUUGAUUCUUUUUUUUUUCGUGAUCUUAAUAUGACUACUAUUAAUGAUAUCAAUUCAUUAUACGAUCAGACAUCUUCAAUAGAUUCAAAAGUUCUUUCAAGAAUUUGUGAAAAAAUAUUACCUCGAAUUUAUGAUCAAACAUAUAGACUUACUGUCGACGAAUAUUCAGCUAAAUACAUGUUUCUUGCUUCGAAUUAUUCCAAAUUAUAUUCAUUAUCACUUAUCAAUUUUCAGAAAGAAAUACUUCAUCAAUAUUUAACAGAUAAUUUAAUUCUACGUGAUCUUCUAACAAAUCAAAUAACACAUCUUAAUAUUGAUAUCAAAAACACAAACGACGUUGGAUUCAACACUAGUCCAGAAAUUUUGCCAAAAAUCUUGUCUUUGUGUAAAAAUUUAAUUGAUUUGAAUUUUUGCGGUAUGUUUCCAGAACGAAAUUUUGUGGUUUAUCUAAAAGAUUUGUCGUGGAAUCAUUGCAUACCUUCAACUUUGGUUAAAUUAACAAUUAAACUUGCAGCUUUAACUGAUUGUCUCCAUUUGCUUGAUGGACCUUUUGUUUGUUUAUCAACAUUAAUUAUUGCUGUAAAAUAUUCUUUUCAUACGACAGAAUACAAGAAUUCAACAAAAAAACUUCCAAAAUUGAAAUAUUUUUCGUUAACUGCAUUGAGUUUUGUAAACCAUUAUGAUGAUUUAAUUGUUCCAUUACUUCGUCGAAUGAUAAAUCUUGAAGAACUAAAAUUAUAUUUAUUAGUAAAUAGAUCUUAUUCGAAUUAUAUUGAUGGAAUUCAAUUAUACGAUCAAUUUCUUAUUUCUAUGACACAAUUAAAGAAUUUUGCAUUUAAUAUUACAUCGGAGAUCCAUGAUAAGGAUAUUAAAAUUGAACUUCAAUCAAAUGAAGAAAUUCAGCAUAGUUUCAUUGGAAGAGGAUAUUCACAAGUAGUUUCAUAUAUUAAUUCAAAUCCAUUUGCACUCGAUGGUGUAUGUUAUAUCUAUUCACUUCCAUAUGAUUUUGAAUAUUUUAAAAUCGACAAUACAUUUCAAGGUGGUACAUUUUACAAAGUUCGUAAAUUAACAAUGGUCGAGAGAACUCCUUUUGAAGAUAGACUAUUUCAAAUUAUCUCUCAAGAUUUUCCUUUUCUCGAAAUCUUACAUGUUUCUAAUUCGUGGUCAAAAGAAGUUAAUCAACCGUGGUUAACAUUAAUCACAUUUCCACAUCUUAAAUUUCUUAAUGUUAAAUAUGCGCAUGGUAAUUAUACUUUACGAUUUCUUUUGAAAAGAUAUAUGAAUUUACCUCGUUUAUCAAAUCUUGUCAUAGACUAUAGUAUGCUUAUGUUAAUAACAAAAAAUUUUACUUAUGAUCCAACAUAUUUUAAUUUUGAUAAAUUAAAAUGUCUUGAUAUGGAUCAAUUAUUUGUUCGUCCAAAAAACUUUCAUCUAUAUUUUCCUUUGUUAUAA